Molecule: messenger RNA, 1625 nt
Organism: Syzygium oleosum
Lineage: Eukaryota; Viridiplantae; Streptophyta; Magnoliopsida; Myrtales; Myrtaceae
Product: G-type lectin S-receptor-like serine/threonine-protein kinase RKS1
Exons: 2
Coding region: 1-1212 (403 amino acids)
Biological process (GO): recognition of pollen
Source: RefSeq, a predicted model, not a curated record
AUGAACACUCGAGCAGUGUCAUUAUACAGCCUGUUUUUAUUCCUUCUGCUGCAUUUGAUUAAUUCUUUGGACACCCUUGGCCCGAACGACACCAUGAAAGAUGGCAAUGUCUUAAUCUCCCGACAAAGAAAAUUUGCUCUUGGUUUCUUCAGCCCCGGUUAUUCAAGCUUGCAUUACGUGGGGAUUUGGUACUAUGGACUACUGGAGCAAACCCUCGUUUGGGCUGCUAACAGAGAAAUUCCUGUGAAUGAUACUUCGGGAGUUCUUCCAUUUUAUCAUUAUGGAAGCUUAGUGAUCCGUGAAAACAUUGUAAGCUUUCCCAUUUGGUCAACCAAUGUUUCCUCCAUGACUUCAGAAAAUUCUACUACUGCUCAGCUUUUGGAUUCAGGUAAUCUGGUUUUGAAUCAUUAUUUGACCAAAGUGGUUAUUUGGCAAAGCUUUCAUUAUCCCACAGAUACUUUUCUUCCGUACAUGAAGCUUCAGUUGGAUAAGAGAACAGGUUUGAAUCGGUUCGUGACAUCUUGGAAAUCCGAAGAUGAUCCAGCACUGGGCAGUUGUUCAUUCAGGUUUGAACCAACAGGGUACCCACUUUUCUUCCUUUACAAGGAUCGAGCUCCGUAUUGGCAGGGUGGACCAACAAUUGAGAGACUGGAUGGUGGCGUUCACAAGAAGGCUUAUGAUUUUGUCUUUAGUAAUAUCACAACUGUGAAUAACGCGAUGGAGGUUUCUAUUAUGUGUGGGGUCGGCAAUGCCUCGGUUAUUGUUAGAAUUGUGGUGCAUGAGUCAAGGUCAGUUAAACACUUCACAUGGCAUGAUGAAGAGCAGCAAUGGAGCGAGUUCGCAUACUAUCCAAAGGAGCAGUGUGACUACUAUAGCAAAUGUGGGCCAAAUAAAAACUGUGGUGCAAACAACGCUGACCAGUUAGACUGCACAUGCUUGCCCGGCUUCGAGCCCAAGUCUCCGGGCAAUUGGUACCUAAGGGAUGGAUCAGGCAGGUGCAAGAGGAGGCAAGGUGCUUCAUUGUGUAGAAGUGGGGAAGGUUUCGUGAAGGUGAAACAGCUGAAGUGGCCAGACACUUCAACAGCACAUGUCGACAUGAGCCUGAGCAUGAAGGAGUGUGAGCAGGCAUGCUUGAGGGAUUGCAAUUGCACAGCUUAUUCGAGUGCAAAUAAAAGCAUGCGGGAACAUGGAUGUCUCAAAUGCUCAGUAUAGGAAAAGGAGUACUCUUGUCAAGAAGGCAAUGGUGGCAAUGAUAUUGGUAUCUGCAGUAGGGUUGCUGCUUUUACGCUCCCUUAUGUACUGCCUUCUGCUGAAGAGGAAAAGAGGUGUGGUAAUCUUGCCUUGAUAGAAGCUUUUUCUGCAAUAUGUAGUACUCUGUCUGUUUUUCAAGUAGGUGAUUAUUUUGAUGUUUAGGGAUAAGAAAUCGAAUAAAUUUAAACUGGAGCUCAUCUAGCCAGGAUUUUAGGCUAAAGGGUGGUUGAUUUCAAUAUUGGAAACCUUGAUUAACGAAGCUUCACAAACAGUGCUUGAUAAUUAAAUAAUGCUGUACUGUGAUUUGUCUCGAAAUCGAGCCUAUUUGAAUUGAUCUUAAGGAAUGAGCGAUAAGGUUAUUGUUGAAGGGAAAA